Alosa sapidissima (American shad) is the source of this 3609-nucleotide messenger RNA. It is a transcript of the gene ggt5b, whose product is annotated as gamma-glutamyltransferase 5b. The transcript is spliced from 12 exons. Gene Ontology annotation, biological process: leukotriene D4 biosynthetic process; inflammatory response; glutathione catabolic process. The record is from RefSeq and is a predicted model, not a curated record. The coding region runs from base 39 to 1787 and encodes 582 amino acids. Gene Ontology annotation, molecular function: leukotriene-C(4) hydrolase activity; glutathione gamma-glutamate hydrolase. NCBI's taxonomy places the organism in Eukaryota, Metazoa, Chordata, Actinopteri, Clupeiformes, Clupeidae. Gene Ontology annotation, cellular component: plasma membrane.
CACUCCCUCCCCUGCCACAAACCUACACCCUCGCAGGCAUGGGGUUCACAUGGCACACCGACGAGCGCAGCUGCAGCAAUCGCUACAACAGAAUGGCCAAAUCAAAGUCGUGUCAACGCUGUCUGAUCUGCUGUGGUUUGUUGUGCGUCGCGGGUAUCAUUACUGUUUGCAGCUUAUUUUUUUUCCCCCCCGGACCUUCUUGCUCCGAUGGUACCUUCACGAGAGGAGCAGUGGCUGCGGACUCCAAGCUGUGCUCCGAUAUCGGCAGGGAUAUGCUGCAGAAGGGAGGCUCCGCAGUGGACGCGGCUAUCGCAGCCCUCAUCUGCACGGGUCUGGUGAACCCCCAGAGCAUGGGACUCGGAGGAGGCUCCAUCUUCACCAUCAGGGACAAGGCUGGUAAAGUGACCGUGAUCAGCUCCAGAGAGACAGUCCCCAAGACCUUCAAACCCAACCUGAUGAGCGACUGCAAAGGAAAGCAGUUUUACCAUGGCGCCCAGUGGAUCGGUGUUCCCGGUGAGCUCCGUGGAUAUAAAGCGGCCCAUGAUCGCUUUGGGAAACUGAAGUGGGAGGAGCUUUUCGCACCCUCUAUCCGAUUGGCUCGUGAGGGCUUCCCGAUGCCACCUUACCUGUUCAGUUUCAUCAGCCACCCAAUUCUAAAACCGCUCAUCAUCGGAACACAGCUCUGUGAGCUGUUCUGUCAUGCGAACAAGACGCUGCUGAGCACUAAGGAUAUUCUGCGCUACCCAAAGUUGGCAGACACCAUGGAAACCAUUGCAAAAGAGGGGGCCGAAGCCUUCUACACUGGCACCAUUGCACAUGAUAUAAUUGACGACAUCCGUGCGGCAGGUGGGUCGUUAACUCUGGAGGAUCUGAAGUCUUUUCGAGUCAGACGUGAUGAUGCGUUGAAAGUCCCUAUGGGAGAUUAUACCAUGCACAUUCCCCCACCACCAGCAGGGGGAGCCAUACUCACCUUUGUCCUCAACAUCAUGAAAGGCUACAAUCUCUCGCCGGCCUCUUUGAGUGGAAAGGAGAAAGUGCGCACAUUCCAGCGCUUUAUUGAGGCCUGCAAGUUUGCUAACGGACAGAAGAAGAAUGUGAAAGAUCCGGAGUACCACAGUGUUGACGUGUCUAACCUGAUCAAAGAGGACUUUGCCGCUAAGGUCAGAGGGCUGAUCUCAAGUGAAAAGACCCACAAUGCAUCUUACUACGACAUGACGCCAUCACGGGACCAGAUGGGGACCACUCACGUGUCGGUCAUAGCAGGGGACGGCACCGCCGUGUCCGUCACCAGCACUAUCAACCAAAUGUUUGGGUCGUUGGUCUACUCCAAGAAGACAGGCAUCAUGCUGAACAACGAGCUGGGAGACUUCUGUAAUAAAGCUUGGGACAUCAGAUCAGGUGAGCAACCGCCCUCUUCCAUGGCUCCACUGAUCCUGCGCUCCGAAUCGCGGGACAAGACUCUGGUGAUCGGCGGGUCUGGGGGCAGCCUCAUCACCUCAGCCAUGGCCCUGUCCAUAGUUAACCACCUGUGGCUGGGGAUGAGUCUUGAGGAUGCCAUCGCCAGUCCCAUUGUGUUUGUGGAUGGCGAUAACAAGGUCUCCUUUGAGAGCAAUCCUAAGGUUUUCAUAGACUUUGAUAAGGACCUGAAGGAGGACUUGCUGCGUUUGGGACACGUGGACGGGAAGUAUCCAUUCUUCCUGAACGUCGUGAACGCUGCGAUGACGGAGCGAGGCUGCAUCCGGGCGGUGUCUGAUCGCAGGAAGCUUGGGAAAGCCUCCUGUUACUGACCAGUGGCAGUCCAGUGCCUUCAUACUGACCAGUGGGAGGACCAACGCCACUUAACUGACCAGGUGGGGACUAGCGCCCCCUAAUGGAAUGUGACUCCAUUUUUAACGCACUGCUGUCCCAUGACCAGUCAACAGAUAGGGACUCUCUUGAUGGUCAGCAGCUACCCUCACCCCCCUAAUCCUACAUAUACACAGCACACAUAUACACAGAUAUACACACAGACUCAUACAUAUACACACACAUGUCCAGAAACACAUACACACUCUCUCUCCCUCUCUUAUUCUCUCUCCCUUUCUUAUUCUCUCUCUGUCUCUCUCACUCAACACACACACGCACACACACACACACACACACACACACACACACACACACAGUGUCAACACCACUUAUAGAUGCUUCUUUGACAGAAAAUGCCCCACUCUCUGUUCUGGACUCCCUUUAACUCCUGGCAGCUGAAACAUCAACCAUUAUCUGGGCGUUAUCUGGGCCUUAUCUGGGCCUUAUUGGUGCCUUAUUGGGGCUGUGUCAGGACAAGAAUCAGAGCUGGAUGUCAUUCUCUGGGCGUUCUACUAACCCUCCGACAUCCCAUAAUAGAGACUUUCUAAUGAGGAGACACAGCACUCAAAAAAUCUUCCAUAGAAAUAGUUAGUUAAUGGUUGGUUUGUAACGCCAGUAUGGCAAUUGUCUACACAUAUCCCUGCCCCUUUCUGUAAUGUAAUUAACCAACAGAAUUGUUGUCUUUUUUUAGCUUUCUUUUAGCAGAUUUAAACGCAGCAGAUUCGCCUGAUGUACUUUUAAUGCUAAUAUGAGCUCCCUUACGUUUGCCACCCCAUUCGUUUGAAUAGGAAAUAACUGCCCGGAACGUGUUACCAACAUGGCCGCCGAGUGGGGGCACUUGCCUACUAGGACUUUACCCAUAAGCCCCCACUCUGCCCACUGUUCAUCCUGUCCUGCCUCAGGUGCCGUGAAGAGCACAGCUAACAACAGCUCAGGUCUUACUAAAGUGGCAACCUCCAGCUUGCCGUACCUCUGCAGUACAUACAUGUCUAUACGCACAUGCGCAGGCACACACACAAGAAAAUCAUGCAAAACGCUCGUAAACACAAUAAAACGAACACAGCCGAUGAACUACUCAGAAAUGUGAACAAUAGAUGAUAGAACCACACACAAUUGAUGAAUCGCGCGCACGCACACACAAACACACACACACACACACACACACACACACACACACACACACACACACACACACACACACGAUACUGUGAACUCUAUUCUUGUAGACUGUAUAAAGUUUAGUAGCAAAUGGUCAUUAUUUGAGUCCAUCCUUUGAAGAACACUUUACUUGACAGUAUCGACAUAAGAGUGACAUGACACUGUCAUGACACAUGAACCCUAACCCUAAUCCUAACCUCUAACCCUAAUCCUAACCCUAACUUGUUAUGACAAAAACCGAAUGACACUUAAUGACAGAAGCGUUAUGCCAUAAACGAAUAUGACUCUUAUGUCGAUACUGUCAAGUAAAGUGUAACCGAACAUUUUUCCUAAUAUGUGUAAAUAAGGAAUUGUCACAUGCUUCAGUCGAUAGAUCAGAUACUGUCCUGUCAAUAACUCUAAAUGCACAUCAUGGAACACAUGCACCACAUAAUCACCCAACGUGCUGUGAAUUGGAAUUUUAUAGUUUUUUAUAAAGCUUUGUUUGUACUGUUGUUUUCUGUCUGUAUGUGAUUUGCAAUAUUUUUAUACUCAAUGCUUUCAUAUUUUGUACAUUUCUGUGUAGUUUUCUCUAUAAUGAAUAAAUAACAAAGUGGUAUGGAUGUA